Molecule: messenger RNA, 6448 nt
Organism: Myiozetetes cayanensis
Lineage: Eukaryota; Metazoa; Chordata; Aves; Passeriformes; Tyrannidae
Gene: NKD1
Product: NKD inhibitor of WNT signaling pathway 1
Exons: 10
Coding region: 340-1755 (471 amino acids)
Biological process (GO): negative regulation of Wnt signaling pathway
Cellular component (GO): cytoplasm
Molecular function (GO): calcium ion binding
Source: RefSeq, a predicted model, not a curated record
GCCGCGGCCCAAUGGGAAGGCGGAGGCUGCCUGCAAGUGGUCUAAUCUCAAUGAGGUGUCAAUCAUGUUCCCCGGUGGGUGAAGUAAGGUCUUUUGUAACCGCCUCUGUCUUUGGGAAAGAGAGGAGAGAGGAGGAAGGCUGGAGCGGAGAGGGGGACGCCGGACCGUGCUGCAGGAGAGGAGCUGAGAUUUGAGCUCGCUUGUGCUUAGCAGGGAGAAGCGGAGCACAUGGAUUUCUAAACACGCUGGGAUUUUAUAUAUCUACAAAAAUAACAACAAGCGAACCUGACCCUACUGAACACAGUCAAAUGAAUCGUAAUUGCAGAUCAAUGCAGAGAGAUGGGGAAACUUCACUCGAAACAUGCUGCCGUUUGUAAACCCAGAGAAAGUCCAGAAGGUGAUAGUUUUGCGGUGAACGCCUCCCUGGCUCGCAAAGGGCUGGAGGACUGGAUGGUGAAGCAGAAAUACUCCGGGGGCAGCAGCAGCGGCGGCAGCAGCUCGGGACUCCAGCAAGGCUGCCAGCACCGGGCCGUUUGCAGGCUCUCCAGCGCCAGGGAUUUAUCUGGGGAAGGCUACAGAGACACUAUUGGUGAUGAACACUUCCACCUAGAAGUGGCUUUGCCUCCAGAGAAGACAGAUGGAGUUUGCAGUGGAGAUGAAAAGAAAGCAGAAAAAGAAAGUGACACACGCACAAGUUCCAAGAAGCAACUGAAAUUUGAAGAAUUGCAAUGUGAUGUGUCUGUAGAGGAAGAUAACAGGCAAGAAUGGACCUUCACACUGUAUGACUUUGAUAACAACGGAAGAGUCACACGUGAGGAUAUUACCAGCUUGCUUCACACCAUCUAUGAGGUAGUUGAUGCAUCAGUAAACCAUUCUCCCAGUUCCAGCAAAACUCUGCGAGUGAAACUCACUGUGGCACCAGAUGGCAGCCAGAAGAAAAAGAGCAUCUUGUUAAAUCAUACUGAUUUGCAGAGUGCCAGGCAUAGAGCUGAAAACAAAGCUAAUGAAGAAGCAAGAAGCUCUGAGAAGAAGCAGCGGGCUUCUCUCAGAUACCACCAGAGUGAGAACAAUCCAGAGCAAAGUGGGUGCUAUCGUCACUGUGUUGAUGAGAACAUUGAAAGGAGAAACCACUAUUUGGAUCUUGCAGGAAUAGAAAACUACACAUCAAAGUUUGGGCCAGGAUCUCCUCCAGCAGCUCAAAAACAUGACCCACCAGGCAGAAUUGUGAAUCAAACUAGAUCCCGUUCACAUGAGCCUGAAACCUUCCAUGCUCAUCAUAGGAAAUCUCAAGUGGUGGAUCCAAACCACAUCAAUCUGGCUGAAAGUUCAUAUGCCAAGAUUGCAGAAAUCCAGCAGAGGCUCCGGAACCAGGACUCAAACAAGCACUUUGUGAGGUCUCCCAAAGCCCAGGGCAAAAAUGUCACCCCUCUGCAUCCUGGAAGGGCAGUUAGAAAUAAACCUUUCCAAGGGGUGCCCAUGCCCAUGGCUUCCCCAAGUGCACGGGUGGGCCAGAAUCUACCUUACCUUCCCUUGCAAUCCCAACAGAUUCACAAGAAGCAUAAGCAGAGAGCAAAGGAGAAUCACCAAAUGUGCAAAACCUUCCAGUCUCCAGGGACAGUUGUGGAAAAGGAACAUGUGAGAGACCUGCCCACAGUCAUUUUAUAUGAAGGCCAAGUUGGACAAAUGAUACAAAGACAUGAACACCACCACCACCACGAGCACCACCACCACUACCACCACUUCUACCAGACAUAGAAGAGAUCCCACCAACAUCCUCCAAGAAUCAUCCCAUAUGAAGGAAAUGCAUUCUUGAGAUACCAGAACUAAGGCAUUACUAUGAUUAAUAUUAUUAUUACUCCAUUAAUAUUCAGCUUGCAUAUAUUUUAGAGGUUAUAUGGAUGGAACUCUUGAAACUUACCCUAUUUAUAUGUUGUGGAACACCAUAGCUUACUUAAACACCUUGUGGAUUUUUUUGUUUGUUUGUUUUUGUUUUUAAGUGGCUUGUAAAACAGCAAACAACCAUAGCUUUUUGAGCUGUGAUUUAAUACAGGUCGUCAACGCACUUCUUUACAAGUACUACUUCCAUUGUAAUAGGAAAGAUACUUCAAACACUCUUGCAGACAUCUAGCUUACCACUCUGCUGUAUGUCGGCUGAUCGCACACAAGCCUUUUAUCAGGGGAGCAAUGUUGGAAGAGUUGGACUCCAGAGAUACUCAGAUAAUGGAAAAUACAAACAGCUGCUACCUCUAGUAUUAUUCAGAUUUUAUUUUCUUUUUAUUGAUUGUAAUGUGCUACAGGGGGGAAAUUUAAUAUACUGCGUUCAAUGUAGCCUGUUUGUGUUCACAUCCUUUCAAAUUAUCUUAAUUGCAAGGAAAUAUUAGCUACACUUGUCAACAGGGCUACGUUUGUAUGACUCACACUUUAUUUUCUUGGAGAUUCUUCAUUGACACAAGUACAGUCUGUUAUAUACUGGGUAAUAUUUAAAUACACUUCUUUUAUUUUAUUUUUUUUUCUCUUGCUUAUUCUCCACUCUGUUUGGGGUAACCAUAUGAAAAGAGGAGGAUGUGAAAUGGGGUUUUCCAAAGCAUCACUAGACUUUAGUGCUUGGGCUGUAAGUAUCAUUCAUAGGGGUUUGAGAAGGAGAGGGGUUGAUUGGGGUUUUUUUUUGUUUAAAUCCACAGUUCUUUGUUUUGAGAAAGAAUUGAGGAAAAUAUACUUUCUCACUUUAAAUGUUGGCAAAUAUAUAUAAAAUAUAAAUAUAAAUAUAUAUAUAUAAAUAUGCACACUCUCAGGUACAUUUUGUUGUGUUUUAGAAAUCUGUGGUUUGAAUAUUAACUUCUCUUUUUUUCCACAAGAGUGACUUUUUGGAAACAUAUCCCAUGGCAUUUUCUUGGUGCCUCCAAUUUAAAUUUCCCAAGCACCUACCAGUUUGUGCUUCUCCCAUUUUAGAGAUGAUUCAACAUGUAAAAAAAUCAUCAUUCACAAUCAUUCUGGCCUCUUCUGCUUUCUCCAUAUCAAAGGGCUUCCAUUCCAUGAAGGAGAAUGAGACCACAGUCACAAGACCUUAAUGGCUGCUGAGAAAUUUGAAGGUCAAAAGCAAAUUGGAAAAGUGAAAAAAAAAAAAAGGGUCAGUACAUUCAAGUUUUGCUUUCCUUGGAGCCCAGAUUUAUCAUAGAUUCAGUUUGGUUUUGUACAGAUCACCAUUUUGCAGGUAGAAAAUGACUGAAAAACACCUACAUUUCUUUCGGAACAUUCAAGUAGAGAACUCUUACAUGGAAACAUAAAUGUUCUAUAAACAUAUUUUCUUUCGGUUUUAAUUAUUUUUAAUGUUGUGGUAUUUUGUCAAUAGUAUAUAUUGUAAAAUGUAACUAUCCAACAUUGAUAUAAGCCCUUUAUGAUUAGGGGUUUUUUUUUCUGACUAGAGUUUUGAUCAGUCCAAAAUGGGGUAUUACCUUACUGCUGACCAGUUUUAGAGGGAUGCCGUCCUUUCAAAGAACACGGAGACAUCAUCUUUUAAAGAACAGUGGAAAGCCUUGCCUUGUUGUGGAAUUUGAAUAGAAUCACUGCUUCCUGGCAAUUAGGUCCAUCUCUUGUCUCCCUGGAUCAGCAGAUGUUUAGAUUUAUUGUCCUCUUUAAAAAAUCUGGUUUAUUUUAUUUUUUUUAGCUGUCAACAGCAUGUUCUGUUAAAUUUUACAAAAUAUUUUAAAAAUGUGUUUGAUCUGUGUGACAACUAUACUGUUCUGUUUAUUUUAAAAUUCCUAAAGUCCAAAAAUAUUUAUGUGCAGAAUUUUCUGUGUUGAAAAUAUGAAAAGGCCACAAAUUUGGUUAGUUACCACUGAGUUGUUCUAGUCUAAGCCUUUUUUGCUGCUUGUGUAUCAUUCUUUUUCAAUGUAUAUAUAAUUAUGGACUGCAAGAAAAAAAAAGGCAUUUAUAUGUCUAGUAGAAGGAAUAAGCUUAUUUAUAUUAUAGUGUUAACAAAUUCUGAUGUAUUCAAGUGACUUACAUUAUACCGCAUGCAAACACACAGUGUACAUUCCAUCCAAGAAGGGAUGCCAUGCUAUUUGUUUUGAAGAAGUAAUUAAAGCUGUUCUCUUUUCAGUAAAGCAUAUGCCAGAAAGACUGAGAGGUGGAAAUUGUUUCUUAGUCAAUUUUUUUUUUAAUGCAGAUUGUUGCUGAACAGCAGAAAACAUUCUGGAAAACUCGAGUGCUUUCAGAACUGUGAGGCUUUCUAAGAAAGGGCAGCAAAGAGGUAUAAAUGCUCUUUCAUCCAAAGAUAUUUUGCUGGAAAAGAUAACAGCACCGAUAACAAAAUCCCAUCUGACUGAGAAGUGUGCAGUACUUGCUGGGCCAAGCAAGCUCUGAAAUAGAACUCAGCUGACUGUUGUUUACAGCCUUGCAUUGAUUUGUGUUGGUUUAUUAUAUUUGGAGAUUCAAAAGACAAAUUCUGCCUUGCUCAGAUUCUGUGAAAUACAAAUGCAUUUUAAUAACGUGGCAUCCCCAUACUAAAACUUUACACCAGCCAUGUAUGAAUAUACAGUAUCUAAAUACUGUGUUGCAGUUGUGUUAUGUGCAUUAAGUGUGAAUAACAUGUAGCACAGAUUGUUUUCACAGAACCUUAAAUUUCCGUAUCUUUUAAAUAUGUUUGCUUUUCAGUAUUUUGUAUAGUAAAUAUAGAUGGUUUUGACUAAAUGCUUUAUUUAUUUAACAGCAAAAACUGUGCCAAGAGAACCCCCUGUUAAUUAAAGUUUUACUAGUUCAGAAAGUAUAUUUCCUUUUUCUUGUUGUGGAUUUCAGGGGCUUAUUGCAAUUGCUCUUAGUGCUUGCAGAUCCCACUGAUGAAAGAGCUUGCAUUAAUGUUUUUGGGAACAGGAUCAGGAAAUUACGUAUGGACCGGGUAUGCUUUGGUUUUAUAUUUAAGCUAUCAAGUUUCAAAGUUAAAUUUCUUGUCCCCUGCUGUUAGACCUGUGUUGAAUAACUGCUUUUUCAUUUUGUUAUUAACUCUGAAAACCUUUCUUUAAAAAAAAAAAUAUUAUUUUAAGUUGCUCAAAACUGUAGCUGAAUCAAGAUUUAAAAUAGAUUCAUUUCUGGUUAAACAAAACAUUUUAUUCCCAAGGGAAAAAAAAAACCCAGAGUUGAGUAUAUUGUUAUUAUUUAAAAGUAAAAUGGAGUGGCAUUAAGUCAUUUCAGAUGGAAACUCCAGCCUUUUCACUGACUUUUUCAGUUUUUUCACAAGGCAGUUCAGCAAAACAAAGCUGAUCCCAAAAUUUGCACUAUUUGCUGAAAAAAUUCAACUGAAAAAUUUUGCUCACCUCUACCAGCUACAAUUCUGGGAAAGACAGUUUUUUGAAAAGAAGGAUUCAUAAACUCUUCUCGCAACUUCAUGACCACCUAAUAUGAAGUAAACUAAGCUAAGGCUGUGUAGUAAAAUCUCUGUCCCAGUGAAAUCUCUGGCAAGACUGCCAGAUUCCCACUGGCUGCAGGGAACCUAUAAUUUCAUUCCAGGAAGGUGGGUUUGAAGUCUACAUAAUGUGCAGCCAGUAAUUUUAGUAUUUAUUUUUUAUGCAUCUUACUGCUGAUGGGUUUGUAGUAGCUAAUGUUAAAUGGAAGUUUUACUGUAAGAUAUUGAGCUGGUAAAUUAAUUACGAUUAGCAGCAAAUACUGUGCUUUUUACUGAUGUCACUGGAGGACUUCAAGACACUUCCAAAUGUGUUUGAAACAUCCACAUGUCAUUCAAUCAUUGCUAGAAAUGAAGACCCAGUUCUGCCCUUGGAUGAUGAGGUACAGAUGCUCCUGGCAUAUUGGCCAAUAUCAAAUUAAAAAGCCAAGUGUUUGACCUGUGUAAUCAUGAGGACAGAAUAGCAAGGUUUAGCUGGAGAAGUACCUUAAAGAUAUACGUGUGUGUGUGUGUGUAUGUGUGUGUCCUCUGGCAGAAGUUAGUGAGUGGAACAAGAUGGAUUCUGACAGAGGUGAUUUUUUAUAAAGGGAUCAGUACUGUGUAUGCUUGACUGUCUACAAGUUGGCACAUAAAUACACAGAUGCGAUGAAUGCAUACUGUUCUCCAUAUGUCAUUGUGUACCUCAAUUAUUGAAUGACAGAUUUCAUUUGUAUUCCAAUUAACAGGAAAGUUGGGCCCCUUGGGGCCUAGAUUAUACUUGAGAAAAAUUCAUCAUGCUAGAAAAUUUGCAAAAACAUUCACCAUAAUUUUUGCCUGGAGUACAGGCAAGAAUGUUCAUGUUUGGAAACAUGUCAGCUAAUCACGUCUCACCUUUAAUUACCUUGAUGCAAUUCAUCAAGAUCUGAAAAUAUGUUUUCAAACAUGACUUAUUCAUGGCUUUGCUGGGAACCAAGUCUUAUUCAGCAUCCUGUUAGCUGUUAGACUUUUUUUAAAAUGUACCAAGCAGAAACAUGUUUGGAAAUCCAUAAAAUAAAAAUUAAUGUGUUUUCUAAA